AUGGAGGCUUGUAGCUUAGCCAGGACAAUUGGUUUAUGGAGUUUACCCACACACCCAAGGAUGUUCUUGUCUCAGGUCUUCAGAGUUUUGCUCAAGCUGCUUGGUCUCCCCCCCAGUUUACUGAAGAAAUUCCUCAAACAUGAGCAUAUUCAUCCACCACACAUGGAGAGUGAAGUAGGCGGAUUGCCGGAGCUGCCGCACGAACUCCUCGUGGAUAUAUUUGCCCUCCUAGAUAUUCCCGACCUGAAGCGUGCCAGCUCCGUCUGCUCCUCCUGGCGCUCAGUUUAUACCAGCCUAUGCAGCCUUGGGCUGUACAAGCGGCCCCAGACGCCAUGCCUGUUCUACACCUCUGAAUCUGCUGGUGAGAGUGUUGCCUUCCUCUACAGCCUCGCAGAGAAGAGGUCAUACAAGUUGACUCUCCCGGAGCCACCUAUCCGCAGUAGGCAUCUGAUCGGCUCCACAAAUGGCUGGCUGGUCACUGCUGAUGAGAGGUCUGAGAUGCAUCUUCUGAAUCCAAUCACCUGUCAACAGAUUGCUCUCCCGUUGGUGAUCACCAUCGAGCAUGUGACCCCCAUUUUUGAUGAAGCAGGUGCCUUAUGUGAGUACCAUUACUCGCGACACACAUAUGGGCCAUAUGGGCUCUGUACUGCUGACCGACCUUCAAUCCUUGCUCUUGACGAGCUACGGAGCUACCUCUAUGUAAAGGCAUUUGUAUUUUAUGAUGCAUCUGCAGGUGGACAUAUCGUGGUGCUUAUCCACAAUCCAUUCGGGCAGCUUUCGUUUGCUAGGUUAGGGGAUGACAAGUGGACCUGGCUGCCACAGCACUCUUUUUUUCAUGACUGCAUCUAUAAGGAUGGCCUAUUAUAUGCAGUGACAGCACAAGGGAAAAUUCUCGCCUUCAAUCUCAGAGGUCCUGUGGUCACAACGGAGUUAAUCAUGGACAUUGCGAAAGACAUUUUAGAUGAAAAUAUUUACAUUGUCCAGGCUCCAUGUGGCGGUCUACUUCAAGUCUGGAGAACCCAAGAGGCUAGUCAGUAUGUUGAAGAUGCUGGCCCUGCAAUAGAUCUGACUAAUACCAGAGAUAUCAAGAUAUUUAAAGUUGAAACCACGGCUGAAAAGCUUGUGGGAAUAGAUAGCUUGGAUGAUCAUGUGUUGCUUCUUGGGCACAACCAAACACUUUGUCUAAGUGUUGAAGAGUAUCCACAUCUGAAAGCAAACCAUGCCUAUUUUACAGAUGAUUGCGAACUGUAUCUUUUUGGAUGGAAGAAUAACCGUCGUGAUAUUGGAAUCUGUGACUUGGCAAAUAACACUUGUGAGGAACUUGUGUCCCCUCAGCCUUGGUCCAACUGGCCUAAUCCCAUAUGGAUAACACCAAGUCUUACAAGACUGUAA
Messenger RNA from Triticum turgidum subsp. durum (durum wheat), 1392 nucleotides. The record is from the annotation of a GenBank genome assembly. Lineage: Eukaryota; Viridiplantae; Streptophyta; Magnoliopsida; Poales; Poaceae.